Messenger RNA from Bufo gargarizans (Asiatic toad), 1745 nucleotides. RefSeq names its product V-set domain-containing T-cell activation inhibitor 1-like. The record is from RefSeq and is a predicted model, not a curated record. The coding region runs from base 88 to 912 and encodes 274 amino acids. The transcript is spliced from 6 exons. Lineage: Eukaryota; Metazoa; Chordata; Amphibia; Anura; Bufonidae.
GAAGACACAGAGACCUCUUCAUACCACCGUGACAGAUUCUCUCUGCAGCUUGGCUCCUCUGGUGGAGGCUCAGGUCCAGGAUUUGUCAUGGCCACCAUUGGGCAGGUGAUAUUUAGGAUUAUGAUUGCGAUCAUCAUCCUCCUUGUUGCCGCCCUUGGGCUCAUCAUCGGCCUCAGUGUUGCCGGUAACAGCACCACUAAUGACGUGACCACCGUUAACACUGUCGGACAGAUGGGUAAGGAUGCGAUCCUUCCUUGCACUUUCACUCCUGAUGCUAAAAAGACCAGUAAUGUCCUCUGGGAGAAGGUGGGAGACACUGGGAAUGUCUACAAAUAUGAGAACGGAAAGAUUUCAUUGACCGAUCAGAACUCAAACUUCAAAACUCGGACCUCGCUCUUCAUCACCCAGCUGUCUGCAGGCAAUGCCUCCCUGGCGUUAACCAAUGUCAAGCUGAAUGACGCCGGCGUCUACAAGUGCACAAUCACCAACUCUAACGGGCAAGGACAGAACACGCUGAGCCUCAGCGUCGGAGCGUUUUCAGAUGUGACGGUGACUAACAUCUCACAGACCACCCUGCGUUGUGACUCCACCAAAUGGUACCCCAUACCCACCGUCAGCUGGCUGAACGUCUCCUCCGGACAGAACCUCAACAGUGUCACCAACUUCGUGCCCAGUAUUGGCAGCAUGGUCAGGGUGAUCAGUGACUUCAGAAACGCAGAAAAAAAUAUACCGUUUAGAUGUGUGAUAAGCAACAAUGUCGCCCGUGCUCAAGGAGACGCUAUACUCACAGAUUACGGCCUGGAGACAGAGUCCCGGCUGGAGGUGUUGAGUUCAGCCCGGAUCUCGUCCCCUUCCCUUCUUCUCCUGGGCUUCCUCAUCCUGACCUUCCAUCUUGGAGAUGUGAACUUGUAGACAUCUCCCUUUACUACCAGGUCUCCUAAAGGAUGAACUUGGAGCUGCAUCUUCUCAGAGACAUUUCAUUGACUUCUCAGCUGUGUCCUUCUAACCUCUGGAGAUCAUCCAUGGACUGUAAGCUCUGCAGGUCAGGUAGCUUGCCCUGCAUGUCGUCCUGGGUAUAUCAGCUGGGUGACUCCAUCUUCAGAACGUCUUCUCCUCUGGUGUCAUUUCUAUGGAUUCAGGCUGUCAGGAGGCAUCUGGUAGCACAAGUCCUGCAGACAUGAAGCACUACAGAAGUCACUGGAUGAGACGAACACAUGGCAGCCAUUCAGUGCCCAGACCUCAGGGACACUGGACAAGUCGUCUUCAUGAUGGUGCAUUACUUAUGUGCAGGUUUUACUAGACAGGUGGCCAUGAUGGAACAGCCUAAAGAGCGCCAGAAGGUGAGGUGCAUGGUGCAGAUAUAGGAAAGAAUUGGUUCUUCCAGCAGCACAGAGUAUUUCAGGACAGCAGCGUGCCAAUCUUGUGUAAGGUCAUAUACUCCGCUAUAUAAUUCAAGGAGCAGGACCCCCAGUAGCACAGAGUACAUCUCAGUAGAGGAGUGUGCUGAUAAUGUCUGGGACCAUAGUGUGGGAGUUACAUACUGUAGUAGGAUGAGAAGGGUGCACAGCAGCACAGAGUGUUUCAGCAGGUGGAGGUCCAGUCCGAGAGGGUGACCUGGUCAUGUAGUCCCAGCUAACAGACAGGGCGGCUGCCUUACUCUUCACACUCUUCCCCGUCAUGUGCAGGAAGGAUUUGUUUUUCUAUGAAGGACAUUGCAUUUAUAUAUUACCCAUGAUCCUCUCUGC